Molecule: messenger RNA, 2611 nt
Organism: Aspergillus homomorphus CBS 101889
Lineage: Eukaryota; Fungi; Ascomycota; Eurotiomycetes; Eurotiales; Aspergillaceae
Product: ferric reductase family protein
Exons: 6
Coding region: 23-2497 (824 amino acids)
Biological process (GO): iron ion transport; copper ion import; intracellular iron ion homeostasis
Cellular component (GO): plasma membrane
Molecular function (GO): ferric-chelate reductase activity
Source: RefSeq, a predicted model, not a curated record
UCUUUCUUCAUCGGCGUGCAAGAUGAGAGUGACGACUACACUACUCCUGAUCCUCGCCUGGACUGGUGUCCCAGUCCUGGCGGGAGGGUUCACCAUGUCUGCUCCUGAACUUGCGGACUACUGCUUCUAUUCUAUAUAUGAGUCUUUGGGGUCAUACACGUAUGCGGGAGCUGCUGCGACCAGCUCAAGCUCAACCGACUCGUCUACCUCUCAUGGCUCGUCAAGUUCAGCAAGCGGUUCCACCUCGCAUGGCUCUUCGAGUGCCAGCGGCACCACAGUCCACGGUUCCUCGUCAAAACGGGCGUUUGCAAAGAGAAUGGCUAAGCGUGGUCACCAUGGCAGCACGUCUACAGGAGGCUGCACGAGCACCGUGGGUGUCAUGUCUUUGUAUGCUAGUGCGAAAGCGUGGUGCAACAAUAAGCAACUGGAGGCCACCAUUCCCUACUGGCAAAGUCUGUGUGCGCAGAACAGCGCCACCCUGAUCGACCUGACCGAUAUCAUUGCCAACGCCACCGAAUCCUACAUCGCGUCUCUGCCGAUUGUGGACCCGGAGACUAACAGCACUACCACCACCGGCACCAUCGACAGCCCAGUCUUACUCAGCCAUUCCUACUACAAACGAGCCUACAAGUCUUAUGUCACCCACGAUUACGCAUUGGUUAAAGACAAACGUUAUGGCUGGGGUCUCAUGGGUUAUUGGGGCGGGAUCUUGGUACUCGGUAUGAUAGUCAAGGCCUGGAACUCCCUUCGAGCGCAGCACAAUAGUCCCGGCCGCGGUGAUUCUGAGAAGAGCGGCUUCUAUUCAGCUGGUCGUAAGUUCUGUGCGCCAGUGGCUGCUGUAUCUCACUUCCUCCGGACCAACUUUGUCAUUCCUGCCAGCUUUGCCCCGGCCCUCUCCAACCAUCAACAACUUUUCUGGUUUCAUACUAUCCCCAAGCGAUUGGAUCUCUUGAUCGUCUUUGGCUGGUACGCAGUAUGCAUUAUCCUGUCCUGCAUUGACUAUCAGAGCUUUACCGGAAACAUUCAGACCCCGAGUCUCUACCAACAAAACUGGCAAUACUCGUCCGACCGUACUGGAGUCCUGUCCUAUGCUUGCCUUCCCUUUCUCUGGCUUUUUGGUGGACGUAACAACAUCUUCCUGUGGGCCACGAAUUUUAACGUUCAGUCUUUCAACAUCUUCCAUCGGCAUGUGGCCUGGGCCUGCACUCUCCUUGCCAUUGUACAUUCAAUCAAUUACACUGUCGUCUUCGAAGUUUACGAUGGAAGAUAUCACAGUGCACUCAAACAGAAUUACUUCUACAUGGGUAUUGUCGCCACAGUGGUUAUGUCGGUCAUGCUCUUCCAAUCCGGCACAUGGCUUCGGCAGAAGUUCUACGAAAUUUUCCUGGUUAUCCACGUCCUUCUGGCCAUCCUAACCAUUUACUCUCUUUUCCGUCACACUAGCUUCGACGGCACUGUCUACAACGGCUACCUCUGGCCAAUGGUCGCAAUCUGGGGCUUCGACCGCACCGUCCGAUACCUCCGCGUGAUUUACUGCAACUGGCACGUUCACUUCGGCACAGGCUUCAUCAAGUCUUCCUCCGCCACCGUGUCAUACAGUCCCGCCAGCGACUUGGUUCGUAUCGAAAUUACCCCGGCAGCCAACAGUCUCACCCCAGCGCCCGGACAGCACUACUACCUCUAUCAGCCCUUAACCCUCCGCGGCUGGGAGAACCACCCCUUCACCCUAGGCUGUUACCGUCUCACGGAGACUGAGACUAAACUCAUUUUCUACAUCCGGCCCUACGACGGCUGGACAAGGCGUCUUCGCGACCAAUGCCGCAAGUCCGGGGAUAAAAAUCUCACCAUUGCCCCUCAAUUGCUGCUAGAAGGACCCUACGGCCAUCACGCACCCCUCCACACCUUCGACACUCUUCUCUUGGUUGUCGGGGGUACGGGUAUCGCUGCGGCAGUACCUUACAUCAUCGACCACGUUUCUCGCCUCGCUGCUGCGGGGGGUAAGACGACCCGCACCACCAGAAUCCACCUCGUCUGGUCCGGUCGCCAAAGGCAGAUGUUUGAUGAAAUCUGCUGCUCGGAUCUGGCGACCGCGCUGGAGUGCUCUGACAUCCACACGACGCUGUACUGUACGGAUAAGGGUGGGAUGGGCACCAUGACGGUUGUCGCAGGAGAGAAGUCCAGCUCGAUUACGUCCCCGCCAAUCGAUGCCGUGGGCGCGGAGUCGAAGGAAGCUGGCCAACUCGUGCAGGGCACUUCCAGCCGAGAAUCAGGGCCGCUAAGAGUGGAGGAUCUGGGUGUGGAAUUAUGCUACGGGCGCCCGGAUAUCACGGCUACCGUCACUGCAGUCUCGGAGGAGGCGAGAGCGAGUCUGGCUCGGCUGGCGGUGCUGACGUGUGGACCGGCGGUCAUGGCGGACGAGUGCCGAAUGGCGGUUUAUGGAGUGAUGAAGGGAGGAUUCCGCGACGUGGAGUACUUCGAGGAGUCGUUUGGGUGGUAGGCUUCCUCUCAUAAGAAGCGAGAAUGAGGUGGAUGAUGGGGUCAGAUUAGGCGAAUUGAGUGAGUAUGAUAUGCUAGGUAUCGAUUGUGCGAAAAGUCUUUAGUCUUGGUGACA